Molecule: messenger RNA, 1764 nt
Organism: Annulohypoxylon maeteangense
Lineage: Eukaryota; Fungi; Ascomycota; Sordariomycetes; Xylariales; Hypoxylaceae
Product: homoserine kinase
Exons: 3
Coding region: 203-1279 (358 amino acids)
Biological process (GO): L-threonine metabolic process
Molecular function (GO): homoserine kinase activity; ATP binding
Source: RefSeq, a predicted model, not a curated record
GCAUCCCAACCGUCUCGUCUUCCAAACUGCUUCAAUCUCAAAUUUCGUGCCUCAAGCAACACAACGCACGUGUGCGGAUCCUGCACAUAAUUUCGCUCGCUUGAUUCCCACGGACCCCCAACCCCAACCUCAAACCCCAAACCGUCUAAUCCUUCCAUCCAUCCUUCCUUCAUUCCCGCCGGACUUACACACACUCGCGAAGAUGGAGACCUUCGUGAUCCGCACCCCUAGCUCCUCAGCUAACAUCGGCCCGGGCUUCGACGUGAUCGGGCUCGCGCUGUCCAUUUACUUGGAGCUGCACGUCACUAUCGACCGGACGAAAACAACGUCGACGGAGCCGCUGAACUGCCGCAUCACGUAUGAGGGGCAAGGCGAGGGGUCCGGCGACGUGCCGCUGGACCCGGCCGCCAACCUGAUCACCCGCGUAGCGCUAUACGUCCUGCGCUGCCACGACCAGCGCGCCUUCCCCGUCGAGACGCACGUGCACGUCGUCAACCCCAUCCCCCUAGGCCGUGGUCUCGGGUCCUCAGGUGCCGCCGUCGUGGCCGGUGUCAUGUUGGGCAAGGAGGUCGGCGGCUUGCACCACCUGGACAAUGAUCGGCUUUUCGAUUUCUGUCUCAUGAUCGAGCGCCACCCGGAUAACGUUGGUGCCGCUUUGUUCGGCGGGUUUGUGGGCACCUACUUGAAGCCAUUGGCGCCGGAGGAUAUGGCCCGCGUGGAGAUCCCUCUCAGCGAAGUGUUGCCUGCCCCGGCUGGUGGCCUCGACACGGGUGAGCGACCUCCCGAGCCGCCUCACGGUAUCGGUCACCAUAUCAAGUUUCCCUGGGCCAAGGAGAUUAAGGCCGUUGCUAUAAUCCCUAAUUUUCAAGUUCCCACGGCCAAGGCGCGCGAGGUAUUGCCUAAGAUGUACCCGCGACAGGAUGUCACAUUCAAUUUACAACGAAUAGCGUUGCUCCCUGUAGCGCUAGGACAAUCUCCUCCGGAUCCUAAUCUCAUCUACCUUGCCAUGCAAGACAAGUUGCAUCAGCAGUACCGGCAGACGCUGAUCCCCGGAUUGGGCGAGAUCGUGGAGUCGAUGUCGCCAAGUUCGCAAGAGGGGUUGCUAGGUGUAUGUCUCUCAGGUGCGGGCCCCACGAUCUUGGCGCUGGCGACGAGCAACUUUGAGGACAUCGCCGAGAGAAUCAUCAGCAGGUUCAGGAAGGAGAAUAUCGACUGCCAAUGGCUCAUCCUAGAGCCGGCGGAGGGUACCAAAGUAAUCCGGCCAUCAGGUCAGAGUUAAUGGAGGGGAACACAUAAGAUGAAUUGAUACCCGCGCGGCUACUCGGCUUCGUGUCAGAGUGCCUAUAGAACAACCCACUACGAACAUAUCUAAGAAAUCGACUUAAGGAUUAUAGGAAUAAGAUCCAAAUUAAGCUUAUUUUAGCCAAAAGAUCGGCAAUGGGUUAGGAGAGGUCUUAAUAGACAUAUGCGGCUAAAAAUAGACGAAAAUGGAUAUAUGCGCUAAUGCAAAUGAUUAAUCAAGUUCGGGUGUCUUGCUAGUGUAUUUUGCUCUAAGUCGAAUGGUUGAUGUCGCGUGCUUUCGGGUAGUUGAGGAAGCUUUUCUCGCGAAUAAUCCGGUCUUAGAUAUUGACUCUAGAAAGUGAAUAUGUAGAUGAUGUGAGGCUACCCAUCGGGUUAACGAAGUUCCUCUAUCUCUAUUAUCGCCCAGUCUUUUUGGGGUGCAUUCGCCAACCCAGCUGGCCCAGAUUUUUCCAAGGUUGGUCG